Molecule: messenger RNA, 1383 nt
Organism: Diplodia corticola
Lineage: Eukaryota; Fungi; Ascomycota; Dothideomycetes; Botryosphaeriales; Botryosphaeriaceae
Product: glycosyl hydrolase family 43 protein
Exons: 3
Coding region: 1-1383 (460 amino acids)
Biological process (GO): carbohydrate metabolic process
Molecular function (GO): hydrolase activity, hydrolyzing O-glycosyl compounds
Source: RefSeq, a predicted model, not a curated record
AUGCGUACCCCUUCUCUUGUGAGCCUCGCGCUGGUCUCAUCGUCGGCCUUUGCGUCGCUGCAGGUCAUUCCAGGCGCCACCUGGACGGCAACAAACACGGGCGAGCACAUUCAAGCCCACGGCGCCGGCAUCAUCAAAGUCGACGACACAUACUACCUGAUUGGCGAGGACAAGACGAACGGCACCGCCUUCCUGAACGUCAACUGCUACUCGUCCACCAACCUUGUCGAAUGGACCUACGAAGGCGCUCUGCUCUCACAGGAGGCCUCUGGCGACCUCGGUCCCAGCCGCGUGGUCGAGCGCCCCAAGGUCAUUUACAAUGACGAGACAAGCAAGUACGUGCUGUGGAUGCAUAUCGACUCGUCCGAUUACAAGGAGGCGAAGACGGGUGUGGCGACUGGUGAUACCGUUUGCGGAUCCUACGAGUAUCAGGGGAGCUUCCAGCCGCUGGGUUUUCAGAGCAGAGACAUGGGCUUAUUCAAGGACGAUGACGGCUCGGCGUAUUUGCUGACGGAAGACCGCGAAAACGGCCUCCGCAUCAACGCCCUGACCUCGGACUACCUCAACGUCACGGGCGACUCGUCCGUCUACCGCUUCGACGAAAAAUACGAAGCGCCCGCCGUGGUCAAAGCCAACGGGACCUACUUCCUCUUCGCCUCCCAGCUCUCAGGCUGGGACCCCAACGACAACUACUACACCACCGCCACCUCCCUCUCCGGCCCCUGGACCAGCUGGCGCACCUUCGCCCCCGCAGGCUCCAAAACCUACUCCUCGCAAACCACCUUCGUCCUCCCCCUCACCGGCACGUCCGGCACCGCGUACGUCUACCUCGGCGACCGCUGGGUGUCCUCCGCCCUCUUCCGCAGCACCUACGUCUGGCUGCCCCUCUCGCUCGACGGCUCCGCCGCCACCGCCUCCAUGUCCGACAGCGUCAACUGGAUCCCCGACGUCGGCGCCGGCACCACCUCCCCCGGCCCCGGCGAGUCGCAGCCCGAAGGCGAAGCCGCGACGCUGGCGGGCGGCGCGCAAGUCGUGUCGUGCGCCGGAUGCAGCGGCGGGCAGGCGGCGGGGUAUAUUGGCGGGACGAGUGCCCCGGGGGGGUCGGUGACGUUUUCGGCGAUCGCGGUGGAUGCGGCGGAGGGCAAGACGACGGUGCGGGUCAAGUAUCAGAAUCUGGACGCGGCGGCGCGGUAUGCGAGCGUGGUGGUGAAUGGGGGCGCGGGGCAGACGGUGGCGUUUUUGCCGACGGUGCAGGGGACGGUCGGGAGCAGCGUCGUGCAUGUGCAGUUGGAGGGGGGCAGCGGGAAUGAGGUCGUGAUCGAGGGCGUGGCGGAGGGCGGGUGGGGGCCGGAUGUGGAUCGGAUUAUGGUGCCGAGGUCGUAG